This is a messenger RNA of Arabidopsis lyrata subsp. lyrata, 1013 nucleotides long. RefSeq names its product VAMP-like protein YKT62. The transcript has 7 exons. Gene Ontology annotation, molecular function: SNAP receptor activity. Gene Ontology annotation, cellular component: membrane; Golgi apparatus. Bases 285 to 884 code for a protein of 199 amino acids. The record is from RefSeq and is a predicted model, not a curated record. NCBI's taxonomy places the organism in Eukaryota, Viridiplantae, Streptophyta, Magnoliopsida, Brassicales, Brassicaceae. Gene Ontology annotation, biological process: endoplasmic reticulum to Golgi vesicle-mediated transport.
CCUAAAAGCCUAUCUUUACUUGCUUUAAAGACUCUCGGAAUCUCUUACUCGUGUAUAGAUAAAUACCAAACUUCCCUUUAACUAAAGUGUAGGCUUUUGUUUUCUCUGGCCUUCAACAACGAUUCAACUCUGAGUAUUCCAAUUUAAAAUCAAUCGCCGGCGAACUCCUCUCCUCUCUACAUCUAUACAUCGCAUUGUCGCUCUCGCCUCCUCUGUCUUGUCUACUCUCUGCUCCGCUACGUUUCUGGUUAUCCUGCCUGAUUUCAUGAUUCAGAACCGUUGUCAUGAAGAUCACUGCCUUGCUCGUUCUCAAGUGCGAUCCCGAAACUCCCGAACCAGUUAUCCUGGCCAACGUCUCCGACCUCUCACAAUUCGGAAAAUUCAAUUUCUAUCGCUCUAACUUGGAAGAGUUCAUUGUAUUCAUUGCCAGUACUGUCGCCAAACGAACCCCUCCUGGUCAGUGCCAAUCCGUCAAACACGAAGAGUAUAAAGUGCACGCUUACAACAUAAAUCCCCUCUGCGCCGUAGGAUUCAUGGACGACCAUUAUCCCGUUCGAAGUGCCUUUUCCCUUCUCAACCAGGUAUUAGAUGCGUACCGGAAGGAUUUUGGUGACACAUGGAGGUCUGCAAACUCUAGUCAGCCGUGGCCAUACUUAAAAGAAGCUUUAGAAAAAUUUCAGGACCCGGCAGAAGCUGAUAAGCUGUUGAAAAUCCAGAGGGAAUUGGAUGAGACCAAGAUUAUCCUUCAUAAAACCAUUGAUGGUGUCCUAGACCGAGGUGAAAAGCUGGACAGCUUAGUGGAGAAGAGCUCAGAGUUAAGCCUGGCAUCGAAGAUGUUUUACAAGCAAGCGAAGAAAACAAACUCUUGUUGUACACUUCUCUAAGCUGCAAUGCAACUCUUGAAUGUCCCUCUAUAUAUAGAAUGGUCUACCCUACUUGAACUGCUCUCUCUGUGCAUUUAUAUUAUCAUAUGUCAAGGAAUGUCAAGUUUUAGUUUUUCAUUUUUUGUUAAA